Molecule: messenger RNA, 2316 nt
Organism: Varanus komodoensis (Komodo dragon)
Lineage: Eukaryota; Metazoa; Chordata; Lepidosauria; Squamata; Varanidae
Gene: ORMDL1
Product: ORMDL sphingolipid biosynthesis regulator 1
Exons: 4
Coding region: 191-652 (153 amino acids)
Biological process (GO): intracellular sphingolipid homeostasis; negative regulation of ceramide biosynthetic process; ceramide metabolic process
Cellular component (GO): endoplasmic reticulum membrane
Source: RefSeq, a predicted model, not a curated record
GCGAGGCUACCCUCGCCCAAUCGGCGGCUUCCUCUGCUCCCAGCGCUGCGUUUCGCGGGGCGCGGCGGAGCGGCGGACGCGGGCCGGGCGGCUCGGGUGGCGGCGAGCGUGGUGGCCGAGGCAGCGCGAGAUCUCCCCGCGGAGGGUGCCGAGCGCGCAGGCGAGCGGGGCGGAAGAAUCAUUUUAAAAAAUGAAUGUCGGAGUUGCCCACAGUGAAGUCAAUCCCAACACAAGAGUAAUGAACAGCAGAGGGAUGUGGCUCACGUAUGCUCUUGGAGUUGGCUUGCUUCAUAUUGUUUUGCUCAGCAUUCCUUUCUUCAGUGUUCCAGUUGCCUGGACCUUAACCAACAUUAUUCACAAUUUGGGAAUGUAUGUGUUCUUGCAUGCAGUGAAAGGAACACCUUUCGAAACACCUGACCAAGGUAAAGCAAGGCUUCUGACUCACUGGGAGCAACUGGACUAUGGUGUGCAGUUUACUUCAUCACGGAAGUUCUUCACAAUCUCUCCAAUAAUUUUAUAUUUCCUUGCAAGUUUCUAUACAAAAUAUGAUCCGACACAUUUCAUCUUAAACACAGCUUCUCUCUUGAGUGUGCUUAUUCCCAAGUUGCCACAACUGCACGGUGUCCGAAUCUUUGGAAUCAACAAGUAUUAAGCAAGAGAUAAGAGAUAGGAGUACUCUGACCAAGACGUGGCAUGACUGUUUGUUUUUCCUGGGCAGAAGGAAUAGCUUCUCAAUGCUAUUUGUCUAGUAAGCAUCCGUGAGACUUUCUCUUCCUAAGAUGUAAAUGUUCUUUCAGAGCUGUGUGGGAGAGAAUUUGAAUGAUAUAUCUUCAGAUAACAGAUUUUCUAGAAAGAGCUGGGCAGGCCCAGCUUUAUUAUAUUAGCAGCAUUGACAGGAUAUACUGAGGUAACAGACGCAUUGGAAAAAGGAGUAUGAAUAAUUUAAUUGAAACAUGGACAUAAAUAUGACUGUUAUGGUAAUGUAAAGUGCAUUAGAAGUGGGGGGGGACCCCAAGUUUCUAGUAAACAGAUUGGUAUGAUUGAAAUGCUGUAAAGUUGUCUGUUACUGCUUUUGGAUGGUGCUUUUAUUUUUGCUAUUUCUGGAUCCAGGAUUUCCUGUCCAGCUGCAGGUGUUGCUAGGUUAACAUUAAACCAGCAAGUCGCUGUGUCUUGAUUCAUAAUGGAUUUCACACCUUAUCUAUUCAUGUGACCUUUAAUCACAAUGACUUCUCCAGUUUCAGAUGUCAAAAGCUCAGGGGAAUGAUCAUCAACUUUUUUAUACAUUUAAACUGAUCUGCAUUUUCCUUGUUUUCCAAACAAAGCAGUUUAUUCAAAAAGCUUCAUUCAAGUAUAUCUGAAAAUUAUAAACCUGUUUUCAUUGCAGAACUGGGCUGCUUUCCAUAUUGACUGGGUUGUCCUUUGAUAGUUGGGUUCAUGAGGAAACCGAAACGGAGGCAAAUCUACGACUAGAUGGUUCAUUAAACAAGAGCCUUACUUUUUUUCUCUUAGUAGAAAUAUUGUCUCACAUGAUGCUCAAACACCAUGCAGAGCAUAAUACAUUGUCAUUUUAUCAAAUGUCUGCACUUAAGGUUAAGAAAUUUAGGGUGCAAUCCUAUGUAUGUUUAGGCAGAAUGAGGUCCUGCAGCCCCCAACCACAGAGGACAAUGGAAGUUGUGGAAGGGCUUGUUUUCUGUCUGAAGCCAUAUGGGCUUGCACCCUUAGUAGUUUUUCCCCUUGUGCUUUAUAUCUGAAGAUACUGAGCAUUUCAGAAGGUAGUUAGGAAUUUAAUCCUUGGUAUGUUUCAGUAAAAAAUGUUCUGCACCUCCAGCCAGCUGAGAGUUGUAGGACUCCUUUCCAUCUAAAUGGGCAUGGGACUGCACCCUGUGCUAGCCUAGCUGACGAGUUUGCUUGGCAGAGGAGCGUAAUCUUCCAUUAACUGAAGAAUAUUUUAUCUUAAGAGCUUUGUGGUUCUAGUUUCACUUUUGGGUACUAUAAUUACAGCUUGGGGUCAGUAUGCAGACUCCAGAGAGCAAGGGAUGCGGCAAGUAUUUCUUGGAGAUGAUCUCUUGUAUGAAUCCACAGAUAUAUAUGUAUCGAAUUUAAUCAGGACCGCCUGUGAUUUACUGAUAACAAGAGGACUGUUACUGUAAUUCAGACUGCUGACAUUGAACUUUGUCUUCAAGCUGGUAGCAUUUAGGCCCUCAAAAUAAGAAUUGACUAUUUUCAAGAUACUAGAUUUUGUCCUGUUCUUGCUCUCUGAAAAAUGUCCCUUUUGAUCAACAGCAACUUUUUAAAUAAAUUGAACGACUUUGAAAA